GAGCUUGUCACCGAUCUGAAUGGGGACCUUAGUGGUCACUUCCGCGAUCUUUGCGUCCUUCUAACCGAGGCACCGAUGUAUCUGAUGGCAAAAUCCCUCUACUACGCCAUGAAGGGCUGUGGCACCAACGAAAACACCAUCAUUGAGAUCAUCGUCGGCUGCACUAGCGAUGAAUUGAAGAAGGUCAAGGAGGCCUACAACUUUGUUCUCCGGGACAAAGGCAUCAAAGAUCCGAGCCGUUCGCUGGAGAGCGACAUUCGCGCCGAGACCAAGGGCUACUUUGGCAAGGCUCUUCUUAAGAUCCUGCAGGCCGACACAAAAGAACCAUCGGCCCAACAACUGGAGAACCUGAAGCGCCAAGGCCCGGACGCAAUAGUGAAUAAGAUAGAAGUGCAAGAUGUUGUUAGUAAACUCACCAAGCUUGAGGCUAAAAAGGCUGGCGCCAAUGAUAAAAUCCUUAUGGAUCUUCUGACAAACAAGAAUAUCUGGGACCUGGCUGCCAUCGCCAAAGGCUACGAAAAGGCCGCUGGGAAAACCCUGUCGAAAUUCAUUGAAGAACAGGCUGAUGGAGACUUCGAAGCUCUUCUCCAGGCCAUGAUUCAACACGCUAUCAACCGCCCGAAGUUCUACUCUGAGCUGCUCUUCAAAUCCAUGGACGGAAGCGGCACUCGGGACUUCCUUCUCAUGCGCAUUAUGAUCCUCAGAUCCGAAAUCGAUCUUGGGAACAUCAAGGAGCAAUUUGAUUACGACCACAAGUCCCUGGAGGAGUGGAUUAAGGGUGACACAAGCGGAUACUACGAGAGGCUGCUUCUCACCAUUCUGGGUGUAGCGAAAAAUUAG
Messenger RNA from Dibothriocephalus latus, 840 nucleotides. The record is from the annotation of a GenBank genome assembly. NCBI's taxonomy places the organism in Eukaryota, Metazoa, Platyhelminthes, Cestoda, Diphyllobothriidea, Diphyllobothriidae.